UGCACUGGCUACACUGGAGCCUGGAAACCCCAGAGGGAAAUUUCUGCUGAUGGAGGACUCUGAGAAGAAGCUGAACCAGAAGAGUGACGGCAAACCCCGGAAAGUACGAUUUAAGAUCUCCUCCUCCUACAGUGGCCGAGUGUUGAAGCAAGUCUUUGAGGAUGGGCAGGAAUUAGAAUUGCCAAAGGAGGAGUAUCCUCACAGUUUUCUCCAAGAGUCCCUUGAACCAAUGGAUGGUGUUUACGGGUCUGGGGAAGCCCCCAAACCCCGACCAUAUUCCCCCAAGCUGACUGCUCAAAGGAUCAGCGUGUUUAGAGAGGGCAAUGCCUACACUCUGGCGGGCAGCCAGCCUUUCUUCAACGAUUACAAGGCAAAUGACCAUAAGUCCCCACCUAUUAUAGAUUUUGGAAAGAUAAUCAUCUACACGAAUAACCUGAAAAUCAUUCGAACCCCCAUGGACAAGAGAGACUUCAUGAGGAAAAUUCUCCAGAAGGAAGGAGAGGUUGAGGAAGAGUCUCUGAUGAGCAAAGAAGAAAUCUAUGGAAACAGCAACCAUAACGAUGGGCCUCUGGCAGAGACAGGAAGCGCAUUCCCCCUCAACCAGUGCCCACAGGAAGGGGAGCUUCCAGAUGACAACUGUUUUCACUGCCGAGGGUCAGGCAGUGCCACCUGCUCUCUGUGCCAUGGCAGCAAGUUUUCGAUGCUGGCCAACAGGUUUAAGGAGUCCUACCGGGCCCUGCGCUGCCCUGCCUGCAAUGAGAAUGGCCUGCAGCCUUGCCAGAUUUGCAAUCAAUAGCCUGGGGCUUUGUAUGCCUGCUUUUAUCACAUCCUCUCUAGAGUUAUUUCUAAUAAACUGCCCCCCACCCUUCUUCUCCCAGCAAGGAAGCCACAGCAGCUGUGAUCUCUUCCACUCCUGGCAAAAAGAAAAAACCAACAACACUUGACUACUCAAUGACAUCUCAGAGGCUGGUAACAUCUCCAUGUGGGUCUAAGGGGCAGAGGCGCUUUUGAAUUAUUGGAGUCAGCUUUGAAACUGGUUCUAAAAUUACCCUCCCAGGAACACGUGUUUGCAUCUCCCUUGACUUAGCUCAGUGUUCUCCUUGUGCUAGCGAACAGAUAAACGUCAGCUUCAGGCAGCAGGCUGAAGUCGUUUUAUGGUUGGGAAUUAUUUUGCAAACUUAGACGGUGAGACAGGGAUAAAAAAAAACAAACCAGAUUUCUGAUGAACCAAAUUCUUGUUGCUUAUAAUGCAUUUCAAAUUGUCAUUGAUCAAAUUGAAUUUUUAAUUAAGCAGAAGAAGGAAGGGAUGCUCAACGCCCGACUGCACUGGCAGGCUGCGAAAACAGAACAGCAGCUAAGUGCUGCUCUGUGCGGAAGACAGGCCUGCUGAGGAGGCCUUACCUGCGAAGUCUCCAGUCCCUCCUGUGUGAUGUGCUUGGAUAAUAUUCAUGCGGAUGACAGCAAGUCUCCUUCCUAGGACAAGAUAAGACAUUUCUUCAUGCCUCUAAACUAUCGAGGAUAUAAGCCAAGUCAAAGCUUUUUAUGAUAAAUUUGGUGCUUAAGUACUUGUGCAUGAUACUACUUCUUCCAGUCCUGAAUUAUUACCAAAUAAAUAAAUCAACUUUGAGGGUAAGAUAGAGCCACAGUCUCCUCAUAAAAGACUGGAUAUUUUCUAGGUACCCACUGGAACCCUCUAAAAGAAAACUCAACCAAGGCUGAUUUCUAGCAAUUAUCUUUCUACUGUCUAUAACUACCCAUACUAAGGACAAUGCUGUCCUCUCAAAGUUGAUUAUAAAAUUAGAAAACUGCUUUUGUUCAUGAACUUUGUAACUCUAACACCCACUCGCCCUGAGAAUAAAACUGUAAAAUCUGUUAUCUAUUGAGAUACAUUGCUUUUCUGUGAUAAUUACUUGGAUUUUCAUAACUCAAUUUUAUCAAGAUUUGUUUGUUAUAGGAUAAUAUCCAGCUCUUAAAAUAACUCACAGUAGAAUGUUUUUCAGGGAAUAUAAAUACUUCUAAUAAAAAGAUUAAAAUAUUCUCCGAAGCCAUGAUAAUGUUGCCUCUCCUUGCUUGGCUUGCCAGACAAUACAACUGCUACUGGCUCUCUUUGCUUCUGUAUUUAACUGUUUGCUGACUCUGUUUAUGUUUCCUCACAGCUGUUGACUCUUAACUCUUUCCAGAAUAUCAGAGGCAGGAAGAAUAUUGAGAGACCUUUAAGUGUAUUUUUCUGCUUUUUGGUGGGAACAUUGGACAACAGGUACUUCUGGACCCCUGCCACAAGAUGCACAGGACAGCCCUGCCCGGUGUCUGAUGUACUGCAAGACCCAGACGGGAGCCGCCCCUGCUCUCUCACGGGACUUCCAGUUUUGGUGGAGAAGACAGAAGUGCAAAUACAUAAUUAUGAUACAGUGGGACAAGGUCUGGGAUGGGGGAAUUACAGGGAGUGUUACAAGCACAUAGAAGGGACACCUAACAUUGCCUGAGUCGGGGUAGAAGAGGAAAAGAUGUAGCAAUGUUUCUUUUCCUUCCCCUGUGCCCCUAAGAGCCUUUAAUAUGUUUCAUCCCAUAAUAAAUAUAUUUACAAGUGAUGACA
Messenger RNA from Artibeus jamaicensis (Jamaican fruit-eating bat), 2593 nucleotides. It is a transcript of the gene GRXCR2, whose product is annotated as glutaredoxin and cysteine rich domain containing 2. Gene Ontology annotation, biological process: sensory perception of sound. The transcript is spliced from 3 exons. Gene Ontology annotation, cellular component: stereocilium shaft; microvillus; stereocilium base. The record is from RefSeq and is a predicted model, not a curated record. The coding region runs from base 50 to 796 and encodes 248 amino acids. NCBI's taxonomy places the organism in Eukaryota, Metazoa, Chordata, Mammalia, Chiroptera, Phyllostomidae.